This is a messenger RNA of Candida dubliniensis CD36, 1386 nucleotides long. RefSeq lists its product as uncharacterized. The transcript has a single exon. The record is from RefSeq and is a predicted model, not a curated record. The coding region runs from base 1 to 1386 and encodes 461 amino acids. Gene Ontology annotation, cellular component: membrane. NCBI's taxonomy places the organism in Eukaryota, Fungi, Ascomycota, Pichiomycetes, Serinales, Debaryomycetaceae.
AUGUCUAGUUCAAAUCAAGGUGCACCUAAUACGGUGCUAAAUAAUCAACCACUAGUUGCAGAUCCAGUAGUCAUAACUGAUGAGAACAUUUCCAACCCAUCAUCUGCCACAGUUACACCCGAUGUUGAAACUCCAUCGAAUAACGACAACCAGGAUCAACUUGAUCAACUUAAAACUGAUUCUAUAGAUUCGUUUACUAUAGAAGAACAAGACUGGGAAAACGAAUUCUUCUAUCAGCCAAACUCAUCCCCACUUCAAAAAAUCAAGUAUUCCACAAUGUGCUUGUAUUCAAAAUAUAUAAAGCCAAACUUUGGAUUGUCUCUAUUGUUGCUAUCGCAAUUCUUGAAUUCUAUUAUGGUGACAACUUGUAAGUUAUUGGUCACGGAUAAGAACUUUAACACUCCGAUCCAUCCGGCACAAAUAUUGUUUGUUAGAAUGUUCAUCACAUAUAUUUGUUGUCUAUUAUACAUGGCAAUCACAAGAUCUGUUCCUGAUGCACCAUUUGGCCCUAAACCAAUUAGGAAGUUAUUAUUGUUGCGAGGAUUGGUGGGAUUUUUUGGUGUUUUCGGGAUGUAUUUCUCAUUGCAAUAUUUGAGUCUUUCCGAUGCCGUAGCCUUGACUUUCUUAGUGCCAAUGGUGACAGCAUUUUUGGCAUUUGUCUUGUUACACGAAAAAUAUUCAAUACUAGAAGCAAUCUGUUCAGUUUUCUCCUUGGCUGGCGUUGUAUUGAUUGCCAAGCCAACUUUUAUAUUUGGCAAUGAAUCAAAUAAAGAAACCGGGAAUGACGAAACUAUCGAGAGCUCAUCCAGUGAAAAAAGAAUUUUAGCAACCAUAGUCGGGUUGAUUGGUGUUUGUGGUGCGUCAUCUGUUUAUAUAGUCUUGAGGAAAAUUGGUAUGAAUGCUCAUCCAUUGUUGUCGGUCUCAUACUUUGCAUUGACAUGUUGCAUAGUGACGUUUCUUGCUAUUUUGGUGAUUCCCAGUUUGACAUUUGUUUUGCCAACAAAUGCUUAUCAGUGGAUUUUGUUUUUCAUCAUUGGCUUUUCAGGAUUCUUUAUGCAAUUCUCGUUAACUGCUGGUGUUCAAAGAGUUAAGGCUGCCAGAGCCUCCUUGAUGGCUUAUUCGGGAAUGAUUUUUGCUGUUGUUUGGGAUUUGACGAUAUGGCAUCAUUUUCCUGGGAUUUUGAGUUUUUUGGGGAUUACAUUGAUUAUCGGUAAUGCUAUAAUUAUCUUAAAGUUCAAGCCUCAACAAGAAGAGACAAAUAAUAAACCUGCUGAUGAUAUCGAAAGAAAUGGCAAAUACAACCGUGUUGAUGAUUCCAUUACUAUGCAAGACUUUAUAAUAACAGAUGAUGAUGAGGAGGAGGAUGAUGUGGGUGGUAGACCCUAG